This is a messenger RNA of Engraulis encrasicolus (European anchovy), 1780 nucleotides long. It is a transcript of the gene gjb8, whose product is annotated as gap junction protein beta 8. The transcript is spliced from 2 exons. Gene Ontology annotation, cellular component: connexin complex. Bases 291 to 1094 code for a protein of 267 amino acids. Gene Ontology annotation, biological process: cell-cell signaling; gap junction-mediated intercellular transport. Gene Ontology annotation, molecular function: gap junction channel activity. Lineage: Eukaryota; Metazoa; Chordata; Actinopteri; Clupeiformes; Engraulidae. The record is from RefSeq and is a predicted model, not a curated record.
CCGGUUAGUUGCUCUGGGAGUGGGGACUCCACCCCUUGUGAUCAUCCUCGAGACAAAACUCAGGUGCUCACGGUGAGGCGAGUUCAGAAGCUGUCUUGUCACGCAAGUUCCCGCUCCUACAGCGGGGACACACUAGACUUUUCUCUUGUGGGAACAACUUAACUUUUCACCGAUGGAAGCGUUUUGAAACUUGUUUUUGCCUUUAAGACCCGCCACCCUCCUCACCCACACCAACCACAAAACCAAUAUAACCGAGCGCCAGCACCACCAACACCACCACCACCACCACCAUGAGCUGGGGUGCCCUCUACGCCCAGCUGGGUGGCGUCAACAAGCACUCCACCUCCCUGGGCAAGAUUUGGCUCUCCGUGCUCUUCAUCUUCCGCAUCACCAUCCUGGUGCUCGCCGCAGAGAGCGUGUGGGGUGACGAGCAGGCGGACUUCACCUGCAACACGCAGCAGCCGGGCUGCAAGAACGUCUGCUACGACCACUUCUUCCCGGUCUCGCAUAUCCGCCUCUGGUGCCUGCAGUUGAUCUUCGUGUCCACGCCGGCGCUGCUGGUGGCCAUGCAUGUGGCGUACCGCAAGCGCGGCGUCAAGCGUGACCUGAUUGCCACACGCGGCGGUGACAAGCCCGCAGACGAUGAUCUGGAGAGCCUGAAGAAGCGCCGGCUGCCCAUCACGGGCCCGCUGUGGUGGACCUACACCUGCAGCCUGUUCUUCCGCCUCAUCUUUGAGGCCGGCUUCAUGUAUGCGCUCUAUUUCGUCUAUGAUGGCUUCCACAUGCCACGGCUGGUCAAGUGCGAGGUGUGGCCGUGCCCAAACAAGGUCGACUGCUUCAUCUCCCGGCCCACGGAGAAGACCAUCUUCACCAUCUUCAUGGUGGGCUCGUCGUCCAUCUGCAUGGUGCUCAACGUGGCCGAGCUGGGGUACCUGAUCGUCAAGGCCCUGAUGCGCUGCUCGGCACGCAUGGCCCGCAAGAAGCACUCCUACACGCACGAGAAUGCCAACAAGGACAAGGCCUACUUGCAGAACAAAAAGAAUGAGAUGCUUCUUUCGUCCUCCACAGAGUCCAACAGUGGCAAGGCGGUGUGAAGAAGUACUAGUUUGUUUUUGUUUUUAGGGGGGAGGAGGAGGACACUGUUCUUGUUUUCCCCCCCUCUAAAAGUAGAGGUGUAUGAAGAUUUUACAUGAAGUAUUCAGUAUUUUAAGUGAGAUCAUUUUAGGUUUUUUUCCCUUUUCAAUUUUAUUUUAAUACAUUUCCAUUGGGCCUUCAGAUUUGCAAGUGCCAGAUGUGGGAAGAGUUGGCCUAUGUGAAGGAUUAAUCAACGUUGCUACUGUUUUUAGCUUCUCCAUCUUUUGUGUAGAUGGAUUAUGCGUGCGCGUGUGUGGAGAAGAGCAAUGAAUGUUAUGUGGUUUACAUGAAGGAGAAUUACUGUAAGGUCACUUGGGUGAUGUGGAAUGCCUUCCUCUCCCAUUGCAAUUACAUGACCUUACAUUUAAGCAUGUGAAGUGGACUUGUAGCGACACCUAAUGGCAACUCUCAGCCAUAGCCAUUUCACAGUAGUUGAGCCAUUUUCUUUUAUUUGCUGGAGAGAAAAGCCAAACUUCUGAAAUGUUUUUGUAGAAAUGCUUUAUGUCUUACCACCAUGUUAUGUCUGUUCUAAAAUGCAUAGUUCUUGCCUUAGUCACUAAGGCUUAGUUUGUCUGAUCACUGAUGUCGGGCAAAGGUUGUUGUAUACUGCAAGCCACUUUAAAGAUAAACAUCACUUUCUUUGGAA